AACACUGUAUGAACAGCUGUUCCUGUUUUGAUUGAGCAAACACGUUACGUGCAUAUUUAUUCCCGUUCCGUUUGUCUUGACUGAGAAAUGAGAGGAUUUCUUCCGAAGUUGUGGCUUCAAUGUGAUGCUGUUUUUCGGCAGACGGUCUCCCAGAAAUAUGUUGUCAAGGGAAUCAGCUGUAGCUGGAGCUGGAGGAGCACCCGUCAAUUGGCCACCAGUGGCAGUCAGAACCCGGCGACUAAAUUACGUGAAAGACCGCACUGUAAUGUGGGAACUAUUGGUCAUGUAGACCAUGGCAAAACGACGCUUACUGCUGCCAUUACAAAAAUCCAGUCCAAUAAGGGACUGGCUGAAUACUGCUCGUACGACCAAAUCGACCGGGCGCCAGAGGAAAAGGCACGGGGCAUAACCAUAAACGCGUGCCACAUCGGCUACGCCACCACGGAGCGUACCUACGCCCACACCGAUUGUCCCGGGCAUGCAGAUUACAUAAAGAACAUGAUCUCAGGAGCUUCCCAAAUGGAUGGUGCUAUACUUGUUGUGGCGGCGACGGACGGACAAAUGCCCCAAACUCGCGAACAUUUGCUGCUGGCGAAGCAAGUGGGCAUACAGCGCAUUGUGGUGUUUAUCAACAAAGCCGAUCUAGUAGAUCAGGAGGUAUUGGAGUUGGUGGAGAUCGAGAUGCGCGAGAUGCUGAGUGAUUUUGGCUUUGAUGGCGUCAACAGCCCAGUCAUUUGUGGUUCGGCCCUUUUAGCACUCCGCGAGGAUCAAUCGGAAUUUGGAGUACCGGCCAUUGAGAAGCUGUUGCAGCAUUGUGACUCCUAUAUACCAACACCACAACGCGACGUGAAGGCUCCAUUCAUCCUGCCAAUUGAUAAUGCAUUUACUGUUCCAGGACGUGGCACGGUGGUUGUGGGAACCAUCAAGAGGGGCACCAUUCUGCGCAAUGCCGAUGCAGAUCUGUUGGGCUUCAAUCAGAACCUCAAAACGAGCGUCAGUGACAUACAGAUCUUCCGCAAGAGCGUCCCCCAGGCGCUGGCCGGCGAAAAUGUCGGUGCCCUUCUGCGGGGCAUUAAAAUUUCCGCCGUGGAGCGAGGCAUGCUUCUCUGUGCAUCGGGCUCAGAGGAUGUUUCGAACCACUUUGAGGGCUCUAUGUAUUUGCUAUCGCGUGCCGAGGGUGGCCGCUUUAAGCCGAUGCUCUCGAAGUACAUCCAGCAGCUGUUCAGCAUGACGUGGAAUGUCCCAGCGCGCAUUGACAUGGUGCCCAGCGAGGCCAUGCUAAUGCCGGGUGAGCACGGUCAGGUUCGGGUUACAUUGCUGCGAAAAAUGGUCAUGACAUCGGGCCAGGCGUUUACCAUUAGGGAGAAUGGAGCUACUGUGGCCACGGGCAUGAUAACUCAGCGACUGCCAUCCCUUGAUCUCCCCAAGAACAAGUUGUCGAAGGCGGUAGUAACCAGCUAAAGCGGCUGCCUCUAUUUUUAUGUACACUUUUAUAUAUUGUAUUUAAUUGUACACGCGCAUCUGUUAAGUUGAUAUACAUAUGUAUGUGUAUAAGUAGGGAAAAUACUUAUUAUAAAUAGUUCAAAGAAA
Messenger RNA from Drosophila persimilis, 1590 nucleotides. RefSeq names its product elongation factor Tu (gene mEFTu2). Gene Ontology annotation, biological process: mitochondrial translational elongation. Gene Ontology annotation, cellular component: mitochondrion. The transcript has 3 exons. Gene Ontology annotation, molecular function: GTPase activity; translation elongation factor activity; GTP binding. The record is from RefSeq and is a predicted model, not a curated record. NCBI's taxonomy places the organism in Eukaryota, Metazoa, Arthropoda, Insecta, Diptera, Drosophilidae. Bases 88 to 1461 code for a protein of 457 amino acids.